This is a messenger RNA of Anolis carolinensis (green anole), 3882 nucleotides long. Its product is annotated as zinc finger protein 664-like. Bases 1934 to 3238 code for a protein of 434 amino acids. The record is from RefSeq and is a predicted model, not a curated record. The transcript has 3 exons. NCBI's taxonomy places the organism in Eukaryota, Metazoa, Chordata, Lepidosauria, Squamata, Anolidae. Gene Ontology annotation, molecular function: DNA-binding transcription factor activity, RNA polymerase II-specific; RNA polymerase II cis-regulatory region sequence-specific DNA binding. Gene Ontology annotation, biological process: regulation of DNA-templated transcription.
CUCGGCCUUUGGGAGGGAGCGGCCUGUCUGUCUGUCUGUCUGUCUGUCUGUCCAGGGACUCUGCGGCCUGCUCUCUCCUCUGCGCAUGCGUCCUCUCUCUCUCUCCCCCCCCCCUCCAGAAGACUGUGACGCGCUCUUGGUGGGGCUGCCCCUGAAGAAGGCUGUUUUCAUGUUUGUCUUGUUACGCAUUUUCAAUGGUAUCCUGAGGCUUUCAUGCCAAGCUGCUUUGAGUCCCUUUUGGGGAGAUCAAGCGGGGUAUAAAUAUCCCAACAAACAACCACGAGCAGUUUUGGUUCUUGGCCAAUGGACAGAGCAGUUCAAGCCCAACCUUCACCCUCAGUCUUCCAUUCAAUGUGGCUUUGUUUUUAUAGGCAUUCAAGGCGUCAGAUGGUGCCCUUGUUGUCAGCCGCCCUCAAUGAUGUCAAUACAUCUCUCCCUCAAACGGAUAUACAGCAGAGUCUCACUUAUCCAACAGAAACGGGCCGGCAGAAUGUUGGAUAAGCGAAUAUGUUGGAUAAUAAGGAGGCACUAAGGAAAAGCCUAUUAAACAUCAAAUGAGGUUAUGAUUUUACAAAUGAAGCACCAAAACAUCAUGUUAGACAACAAAUUUGACAGAAAAAGUAGUUCAAUACGCAGUAAUGCUAUGUAGUAAUUACUGUAUUUACGAAUUUAGCACCAAAAUAUCACGAUGUAUUGAAAACAUUGACGACAAAAAUGCGUUGGAUAAUCCAGAAUGUUGGAUAAUGAUGUAAAUUUAGAGCAACGGGAAGAGCCAGGGAGGCAGUUCCAUCUUGUCUCCUGUGCCAAAGUGACAGUGAAGGAGCAGACCUGAUCGUUGGUCUAAAAAAUGGAAAAGCAGUUGGAUCGGAGUUAAUUAUCCCGGAGAUUCUGACAUCGGAUCCUGAGUGGUGGACUCUCUUCUUGGUGGCAGUCUUCACCAUCAUUAACAACACGGGCAUCCUACCAAACCACUGGCAAUUUGCCAUUAUAGUUCCAAUCUACAGAAAAGGUGACCCUCCCGAUCCUUCCAAUUACUGGCCAAUUAGCCUUCUAUCGGUAAUUGGAAAGCUUUCUGCAAAAUUCCUAUUAAUAAAGUUGCAGACCAGGCUGGACCAGAACAAAACCAUCAGCCCUGAGCAAACGAGUCCGUAAGGAUAAAUCCGCCUUGGAUCACUGCUUCGUACUUUCUCAAAUACUCCACGUGUUACUGCAUUACUCCCAGUUUUUAAUCUCUCUUAUCUUGACAUCCAUUGCUUAAACUACUAAAAAGAAUCCCCCCAAAAGUUGAUCUGUCUUCUAUAUUAUUGUCCAUUAUUUUUAAAUCUAGUAGUCCUGCCUUUCUUCUUCGGUCAUCUUCUUGUAUUUGAUCUUGGUUCAAUUGCUUGUCUUUUCUUUUCAGUAUUUAUACCCCGCCCUUCUCGCCCCGAAGGGGACUCAGAGCGGCUUACAGAACACGCAUACGGCAAACAUUCAGUGCCUGAUUCUACAAUUAACAAGGACAGACAACGCAGACACAGACGCAUAACCCGGACCCUUCCCUCGGCAGAGAGGGCCGUCCUGCGGAAAGAAGGGCGUCUGCAGGGAGGGAUUGGCGGAGGCCGUGCAGAAGAAGCUCCAGGCCGAAGUGGAGAAGGAACAGCAGGUGCCAAAAGGUAACCUCUAAACGAACCUUAUGAAGAAAACAUUGCCCUUUGCCUUACGUCUGAAAUGAAAGUACGCAGGGUUAACAAGAACAAGAAAUGAAUUGGAGAAAUUAUAUUUCAAGCUACAUACCUUUGAAUGUAAGGAAAGGAAGGAUUGUGCUGUAAAAAGAGGGGUUGGUAAAGAGAAAAUAAGGCUACAGCAAUACAGAGACUGGGAAGAGGAAAUAUCCUAUUCAGGAGUCCAUAUCUGUGAACUUCAGGCAUAAUAUUUGAAUAAUAAAUGUUAAAAAAUGGAAAAUUCGUUGUCAAAAUCACACACAGGGGAGAAGCGACAUAAUUGUAAGGACUGUGGGAAAUGUUUCAUUGGGAGAAGUUCUCUUGCUAAACAUCAACGAACUCACACAGGAGAGAAGCCAUAUAAAUGUGUGGAAUGUGGAAAGAGCUUCAGUCAGAGUGGACAUCUGCGUAUCCAUCAAAGGAUCCACACAGGAGAGAAGCCACAUACAUGCGUGGAAUGUGGAAAGAGAUUCAGUCAGAGUGGAAAUCUACGCAUCCAUCAAAGGACUCACACAAGGGAGAAGCCACAUACAUGCAUGGAAUGUGGAAAGAGAUUCAGUGAGAGUGGAAAUCUACGCACCCAUCAAAGGACUCACACAGGGGAGAAGCCACAUACAUGCAUGGAAUGUGGAAAGAGCUUCAGUCAGAGUGGAAAUCUACGCAUCCAUCAAAGGACUCACACAGGGGAGAAGCCACAUACAUGCAUGGAAUGUGGAAAGAGAUUCAGUAAGAGUGGAAAUUUACGCAUCCAUCAAAGGAUGCACACAGGAGAGAAGCCACAUAAAUGCAUGGAAUGUGGAAAGAGCUUCAGUCACAGUGGCAGUCUACGUUUCCAUCAAAGGACUCACACAGGGGAGAAGCCACAUAAAUGCAUGGAAUGUGGAAAGAGCUUCAGUCACAGUGGCAGUCUACGUUUCCAUCAAAGGACUCACACAGGGGAGAAGCCACAUAAAUGCAUGGAAUGUGGAAAGAGCUUCAGUCAGAGUGGAGAUCUCCAUAUCCAUCAAAGGAUGCACACAGGAGAGAGACCACAUAAAUGUGUGGAAUGUGGAAAGAGCUUCAGUCAGAGUGGAAAGCUCCAUUCCCAUCAAAGAACCCACACAGGAGAAAAGCCACAUAAAUGCAUGGAAUGUGGAAAGAGCUUCAGUCGGAGUGGAGAUCUCCGUAACCAUCAAAGGAUGCACACAGGUGAGAGACCACAUGAAUGUGUGGAAUGUGGAAAGAGCUUCAGUCGGAGUGGGCCUCUGCGUAUCCAUCAAAGGACUCACACAGGUGAGAAGCCACAUACAUGCAUGGAAUGUGGAAAGAGCUUUAAUCAGAGUGGAAAUCUACGCACCCAUCAAAGGACUCACACAGGGGAGAAGCCACAUACAUGCAUGGAAUGUGGAAAGAGCUUCAGUCACAGUGGAAGUCUACGUUUCCAUCAAAGGACUCACACAGGGGAGAAGCCACAAAUGCAUGGAAUGUGGAAAGAGCUUUUGUCAGAGUGGAGAUCUCCAUAUCCAUCAAAGGAUGCACACAGGAGAGAGACCACAUAAAUGUGUGUGUAAAGUGUAUGAUUUUAUUUUGUUUAUGGAUGACAUGUUUAUUUGAUUUGUUUAAACAGUCAGGUUUGGUUAAUUUAAAAUGGUGAGUAUUAGAGCUGAUAAUACCAGGAGGUAGCCAGCUCAGCAUUGAAGGACAGGUUGCCAUGACAACGGGGGCGGAGCCAACCGCCAUUUGGAAAGGAAAAGGGGGAAUGUUUUAAAACCCAGUUUGAGUCUGUGAUUUCUAGUCGCAGGGAAAGCACUGAUUCUCAUGUGGAGGAUCAGGGUGGCUCAAAUAAAAGAAUUUGAGUCAGAUCUAAAAUAAAGUGACUUAUUUUAGACAGUCUGUGAUUUUGAAUCACAGGGAGCAGUCUGGUUUCAAGACUGAAGGAAACCAGGAGGGACAGACCUCUAUUAGGCCAGACUAAGCAAGUUAGGGGACUUGUUUAGGGUUAUUUAUAGAGGCUGUGGAUUAGGGAAAGUUAAUCCCAGUGGAUCCAGGAGAAUCAGGUUCUAGUUUAGUUUGGAGGAAGAAGUAUUUUGAAAGUUUGAACACCUCAUAUCUGUUUGUAACCAUUAAGCUAAGUGCCUUUUACAAAAUAUAAGAAACCAUCAAGCUCUGUACAUGCAAUAAACUUGUUUUAACUUUUAUUCCA